GAUCUUUUCUCCAGUGACAAGUGUGAUGGUGACAUGGACAACCUGCACAAGGAGGUGGACGCUGCCGAGGGGUCCCCUGAGACAACGAAAGAGGAAGAGCAAGCUAAAAAGAAACACCGAAGAAAUCGGACCACCUUCACCACCUAUCAGCUGCACGAGCUGGAGCGAGCCUUCGAGAAGUCCCACUACCCGGACGUCUACAGUCGUGAGGAACUGGCCAUGAAGGUCAACCUGCCUGAGGUUCGAGUUCAGGUGUGGUUCCAGAAUCGGAGAGCCAAGUGGAGACGUCAAGAAAAGAUGGACACCAACACCAUGAAGCUCCAUGACUCCCCCAUGCUGUCAUUCAAUCGCCCCCCAAUGCCUCCUAAAGUUGGGCCGAUGGCCAACCCGAUGCCACUAGAUCCUUGGCUGAGCUCGCCCAUUUCAAGUGCCACGCCCAUGCACAGCAUCCCAGGCUUCAUGGGCUCACCGCAGGCCCUGCAGCCUACCUAUUCAAGCCAUAGCUUCCUUAACAGCGCACCUGGAAUGGUCCAAAGUAUGCAGCCCAUGGGUCCACCACCCUAUCAGUGUCCUCCCAGUUUCAGUGAUAAAUAUCCCAUGGAGGAUGACAGGAGUUCCAGCAUUGCAGCACUCAGGAUGAAGGCUAAAGAGCACAUUCAGUCGAUGGAUAAAACCUGGCAGCACAUGUAAAAUCAUAGAUGAAUAAGAACAAAUUAACUAACGUGAAUGUUUACAACCUGUUUUUGGUUUCAUGCAAGACUGAAAGGGACACAAAAUACCAA
Molecule: messenger RNA, 782 nt
Organism: Nematolebias whitei (Rio pearlfish)
Lineage: Eukaryota; Metazoa; Chordata; Actinopteri; Cyprinodontiformes; Rivulidae
Product: retinal homeobox protein Rx2
Exons: 2
Coding region: 34-690 (218 amino acids)
Biological process (GO): positive regulation of transcription by RNA polymerase II
Molecular function (GO): RNA polymerase II cis-regulatory region sequence-specific DNA binding; DNA-binding transcription factor activity, RNA polymerase II-specific
Source: RefSeq, a predicted model, not a curated record